Molecule: messenger RNA, 2849 nt
Organism: Haliotis rubra (blacklip abalone)
Lineage: Eukaryota; Metazoa; Mollusca; Gastropoda; Lepetellida; Haliotidae
Product: fructose-1,6-bisphosphatase 1-like
Biological process (GO): sucrose biosynthetic process; fructose 6-phosphate metabolic process; gluconeogenesis
Cellular component (GO): cytosol; cytoplasm
Molecular function (GO): fructose 1,6-bisphosphate 1-phosphatase activity
Source: RefSeq, a predicted model, not a curated record
AUGACCCUUUCACGGGCACAUUCAACGAAGUGACACAGCGCAAUUUGCACACAUAAGAGCUGUGGACGAAAGCCUGGGUAGAUCUCGUGCAUUUUGGCUGAGUUCAACAUGACUUCCACUGGCAGCGCGAUUGAUACUGACUGCAUAACGCUCACGCGUUUUGUGUUAGAAUCGCAGAGACAGUUUCCUCAAGCGACAGGCGACCUGACCCAACUUAUCAAUGCCAUUCUCACAGCCAUCAAGGCCAUUUCGUCAGCUGUGAGGAAAGCGGGAAUACAUCACCUGUAUGGGAUCUCGGGGACAGCCAAUGCCACGGGAGACCAGGUGAAAAAGCUGGAUGUCUUGUCCAAUGAUUUGUUCAUCAACAUGCUCAAGUCCUCUUACACAACCUGCCUCCUUGUCUCAGAGGAAAAUGAAACCGUUGUUGAAGUGGAAACUGAAAAACAGGGCAAGUACAUUGUGUGUUUUGACCCUCUGGAUGGCUCCUCCAACAUUGACUGCCUUGUCUCAAUCGGUUCCAUCUUUGGUAUUUACAGGAAGAAUGGAGAUGGGAUUCCCACAGUGAAGGAUGCCUUGAAACCAGGGACGGAGUUGUUGGCGGCAGGAUACGCCUUGUAUGGCAGCGCCACUAUGGUGGUCUUGUCCACAGGAAAUGGUGUCAAUGGCUUCAUGUAUGAUCCCGCCAUUGGAGAGUUCCUGUUGACAGAGAAGAACAUCAGGUGUAAACCUCGGGGCAAGAUUUACUCCCUCAAUGAAGGUUAUGAGAAGUUUUGGGAUGAACCAACACGAGAGUAUGUGAAGAGCAAGAAGUUCCCGGAGUCUGGCAAACCUUAUGGUGGCCGCUACAUCGGGUCUAUGGUAGCUGAUGUUCACAGAACUUGUAUCGGAGGAAUAUUCAUGUAUCCAUCUACCACGGAGGCACCGAAAAGGAAGUUGCGUCUGCUGUACGAGUGUAACCCAAUGGCCUUCAUCAUAGAGCAAGCAGGUGGGCUGGCUACAGACGGAAGACAAAGAAUUCUGGAAAUCCAGCCCAAGGAAAUCCAUGAGCGUAGUCCCAUCUACCUGGGCUCGAAGGAAGAUGUCGAAGACGUCAUCAACAUCUUUAAGAAACAUGCCAAAUAAUCAGUUGAAUGUUAAUUGUUUUCGUCUGCAUGUGGGACACGUACCGAGACAUCUAUUGAAUGGAAGGUUAUGGGUAUUUGAGAAUGUGAGGUGUCAAAAGUUUGCUUUGGAACAUUUAUAUAGUCUUUUUUUAUCUGUCUCUAUUAUCACUGUCACUUAUUAUGUACAUGCACACAUGUUCCAGGAAUUCCACAGAAUCGUUCACUAUGGUAUUUGCUCUCACUGCUCCCUGCACUUCUAACAAACCAUAUCAGAAUUAAAGUUUAUCAGCUUCCAUCAUGUAGUCAGCAUUUUACCUUGAUUCAAGGAUCACCCAAGUGUCCUUAGAAAAACAUGAAGGUACUGUAGAGGAAUGGAAUAGUGUAGUUAUAAUUAUUUUGUAAAUGAUUAAUUACAGGACCUUUCUAUUUUGGGACUAGUUUUUCUUUUUUGUGUUCUGACAAAGAAUUUUGUCAGAAAUAAACUAAAUGUAGGAUGACUGGCCUGAUGAAACAGCUUCAGUCUGCAAUUUAACCAUUACUCUCAGUCACAAGACAUUUAAAUUUCUAUCAGCAAGAGUUGACAGCAAUAGUCCCUAUAUCACUACAAUGCACUUAACAUGGUGCUAAUGGUGAUGUUUUGACCAGUGCACAAUGUUGGGACAUUCUUACCUCUAUAAUAGUCCAGCAUAUUCAAAAUGAGGAGGGUGUCCCCCAUCAUGAUAUUGCUGGAAUAUUGCUAAAAGCGGUGUAAAACCCAACUCACUCACUCACUCAAAAUGAUGAGUAAUGAGAUAACCUUGAGGCUGCAUAAUAAAACAUUAAGAGUGAUUACUGUGUUCAGUGCCAAUGUGGAGAGAUGGUUCUUCUGUGACCCUUCAGUCUUUCUCGUGUCAGACCAAGGCACACAUGCAUACAGGAAUGACUGACCAGUGUCGAUGUCUGCGAUGGCUGUUGGUGGUGUAUAUUGAGAAAUCCAUUGCCGCUUAGUAUUAAGAUCGUCAACAGUCAGCUGCUUUGUCAGCCAUGUUGAUUUAUCAAGGAAUGAUUCGUAUAUACUCAACAAAGAAAGUUAGGAAAUGUGAAACUGUAUGGGGUCAAUUUGUGACUCUGGCCUGCACUACAAAUCAAUAUCCAAAAUCUAUUCAUGAUCCUUAACUUUUUUUGUCUAGUAUAUUCCGCCUUUGAAAGAUGCUGCUGUCUACAACCAUUGUUUAUCACUAUCAGUCUUUAUGUGUUUAAUUUCACACAAUGUUAAUUGUUUUUGUUGUUCAAUCAGACUUGUUUUCAACAUAGUAUAUUUUGAUACUGUUAUAACUGAAGUUUCAUAUUUCUUAAUAUGAACAUAUUACACUAAGUGUUCACUGCUGUGUCGAAGAGGUUGGGGGAAAUUAUUUCAUCAAUCAUAUGGGUUCUCUGAAAUAUUAAAUUCGGCAUCAGUGUGCACCCUCUACAACCCCUAAUGUAGCCGGUAUUCUAUUUUCCAUUAUCAUCGGAUCAUAAAUGGACAUCACUGAUUCAAAGAUCUGAUUUAGAUAUACAUACCUAUUAAGGUGAAAUUACAAACAUCAAGAUAAGAUCAAGACAGUAAAAUGGCUGUUUGUUGUUCCCUGUCCAUUAAAUUGUUCUGUUAAAUGGACUAUGUCAAUGCAUAUAUCACAAGUUUCAGUGAUAGUGAUAACAUGUGGGACAUGACUUGUUGAUUUUCUUAUCAUUUGAAUACAUUGUUCAAUAAACAUUUCUAUUGCU